Messenger RNA from Aspergillus saccharolyticus JOP 1030-1, 3110 nucleotides. Its product is annotated as UBA/TS-N domain protein. The record is from RefSeq and is a predicted model, not a curated record. Gene Ontology annotation, cellular component: intracellular membrane-bounded organelle; vesicle; cytoplasm. NCBI's taxonomy places the organism in Eukaryota, Fungi, Ascomycota, Eurotiomycetes, Eurotiales, Aspergillaceae. Gene Ontology annotation, biological process: clathrin coat disassembly; clathrin-dependent endocytosis. Gene Ontology annotation, molecular function: clathrin binding. The transcript has 2 exons. Bases 27 to 2765 code for a protein of 912 amino acids.
CUCAGUGAAUUCUCAUCCUCGUCAUAAUGGAUGAUCUAAGUGGCUUGAAUUGGACGUCAAGCACGUCUAGCAAUGAUGCUCGCAAGCCACCCCCAAUGAGCUCGGCUUCUCUCUUCCAGAAUGUCCGUCGCAAUGAACUAUCUGGCCGAUCUACGCCGCUAUCUGCCUCCUCCGGCCCCUCCAAUCCUCCUUCGAAAUCGGCAACACCGGAUAAUAAAGACAGCUUUGCAAACCUUGUCUCCUUCAAUCCAGCUUCAGCGAACAAGAAUCUCUCACUUCUCGAACAACAGAAACAGCUGGAAGCGGAAAGGGCCCGAAAGGAGGCGGAGAAAAGAUCCCGGUUUGAAACUCAAUAUGGAGGACAGAACAAUCAGUUCUGGGACAGCCUCGAGCAUGGUGGAACGAAUAAGAACCCCGCGCCUAUCGCUGCUGCCAGCCAGUCGAGCGCAGCCUCUGCCGAUGGUGAUGAUGAUAUACUUGCCGCCUUCAAUGCAUCCGCGCCAGUAGAUGCAUCGACACACUUUCCGGUACCUAGUUCAAGCCCAGCACUGCGAGUCGGAGCUGGCUUGACUCAGAACACGUACAAUGGAGCAAGUGCACCGCUGAAUGGGGACAGUAUGGCGUUUCCGGAAGACGACGACGACCCAUUCGGUCUCAAUCAGUUAAAGUCAAAGCCUGCGCAAUCCCCGCAGCAACCCCAACCCGCCGUUGACGAUGAUGACUUUCUCGGCUUGUUGGGCAAGCCAGUGUCCGAGAUCACUCGGCCGGAGCCUCCUGCCAAACCACCUACACCCAUGAAGACGGAGAAUCGUGACUUAUCCCCAAGACCUACCAGCGGCAUUGACCAUGCGAUUGCAGAGCUUGUUGAUAUGGGAUUCCCCGCAGACAAGGCCAGCCAGGCUCUGCGUAUGACGUCAUCUGGUACAGAUGUCCAGGCGGCCGUCGGCUUGCUUCUCACUCAGGCGCAUGAGGAAUCUCGUCAGAAGUCCCGGAACAGGUCAGCUGGGGGCGACCGGUUGUCCGCUCAUCCUGAGAGAGGUCGAGACCGCAAUGAGGGUUCUAGCCGCGACGUGCCCUCGUGGGCGCAACAAAACCCAACUCGUAGCAACAACCGCUCGCCUAUGUCCGCGGAAAAGGACCCAUCGCAGCUUGCAGCUGCAUUUGGAAACAAUAUCUUGAAAACGGCUAACUCUCUGUGGAAGACUGGCAACAAGAAGCUACAGCAGGUGGUACAGGAGUUCAAUGUCGAUCAUGAUCCCAGUCAGCCUCGGUGGAUGAGGGAUGUAUCUGCUCAUGCUCAUGGAGAAACCACUAGUAAUCAUUCUCGAGUUGAUCGUCCGCGAGAUGAUCGUUCGCGAGCCCCGACGCAGCCUGAGGCUCGCUCCGAGAAGAUGACCGAUGAAGCGUUGUUGCUUGAGUCAGGUGGACCAGUUCGCUCGUCCCGCAAUCCUGCGCGGUCGAACGAUGGGCCCGCGCCUCGUACUGCCAGCAACACUGUCAGGCGACAGCAGUCUCCCCCGAGGGAACGGCCAAUGCAGCAGCCAGCUUUUAUGCGACAGGCCCCAAAUGCUGAGAUGAGGGAUCCUAGAUCGCGGUUGACAAAGUCCGCUGUAGAAGAGCAAUCGGCACAAGCUUACGUUAGUCCUGCGAGAAGGAAACGCCCUGUCGCCCAUUCCCCUGCUCCAGAACCCAAAGUCGACCUGUUCGACUCCUCUGCUCCCGCCCCAACACCAAAGCCGAAACCGUCACCCUCCCCCGCUCAACUCUCCAGAUCUUCCACACCAUCUAGGACCCUACCUACCCGACCCAAGGCUCCGCCAAGAUCGAUACCUCCUGUGUCCCCGCAAGCCCUUUCCACCACCCAUCGUCAACGUGAGAUUGCAGCGGAAGCUUACAAGCGGGGCGACUAUGGCGCUGCUCAUGAAGCCUUCUCCGCAGCUCUAACACCAUUACCGGACAAACAUCCCAUUACUAUUCUUAUCCGCAGCAAUCGCGCCAUGACGGCUCUGAAAGUCGGUGAGCCCAAGGUGGCGAUUGGAGACGCGGACACUAUGCUGGAGUUGAUUGGGCCUUUGAAGGGCGAAGGUGAGAGCAUCGACCUUUGUAAUGGUGAAGCUGCCAAGCCGAUGAAGGAUUUCUUCGGUAAGGCGUUGAUGCGCAAGGCCGAGGCGCUGGAGCAGCUAGAAAGAUGGGCAGAGGCAGCACAGACUUGGAAGCUCGCAGUCGAAAGUGGAUAUGGUGGCAGCACUAGUAUCCAAGGACGCAAUCGCUGCGAAAAGGCAGCCGGUAUCAGCAAGCCUGCAGCCAGGCCCGCAGCACCUGCACGACGCCCGCCUGCACCUGCACCAAAGAAGGCAUCCGCUCUGGAUGACUUGCAGGGUUCGUCUGGCGCCUCCUCAGAAGCUGUCACUCGCUUGCGAGAGGCCAAUCAGGCCGCGGAGCGCGCGGAUGAGGAAAAGUUCGCCUUAUCAGAGAGCGUUGAUGCGAGAUUGGCAGCAUGGAAGGGCGGAAAGCAAGACAAUCUUCGGGCAUUACUGGGCAGUCUUGACAGUGUGCUCUGGCCCGAAGCCGGCUGGAAGAAGGUCAACAUGUCCGAACUCAUCUUGCCCAACAAGGUUAAGAUCCAGUACAUGAAGGGCAUUGCCAAAGUGCAUCCAGACAAGAUUCCUACAAAUGCCACCACUGAGCAGCGGAUGAUCGCCGGUGCGGUCUUCGGUGCGCUCAAUGAUGCCUGGGACAAGUUCAAGAAAGAGAAUAACCUGUAGCCUGACCCUUGUUUCUGAGCGAGCCUUUGGUUUCCGUCGAGCAACUCCAGUUACCCCCUAUUUUCACCGUUUCCAUCUGCUCUUGUUUUUCUAGCCUCGGAUCCUUUUCAACCUCGCUGGGGCAAGCCACCUUCUCGUGCUUUCACACAGAUCGUAUCUCAAUGCUUUUUUCCCUGAUGCUGAUGACGUGCAAGAACGAGGCCAUGAAAUCCACAUUAGCCAUUUAUUUUGUACAUAGAUAGACUAGAUCGGCUUUCGCGUAUGCUGCGCGUCACAUUUUCGAUGCAAGAUGCAUUCCAUCCAGACCUGGUCUGGUCAAUCCCACCGAAGCCGAGCAGAUACUUU